UCUUAAUGUCAUAUUUUCUUAAAGUUUCUCCCGACGAAGCCUUCCUUGAGAUUGGGCUUGUGUUCGUUCAAAACUUUGUUCUAAGUUUCAAGUUUCUCUCCUGCCACAGCCAAAGCUUUGAUUAAAAAAACAUGCGGCCAUGUACUGUUCCAUUCGCCUUUUGCACAGCACUGUUCAUCUUCUCAAGCCCUCUUCCACAUUAAACUCUAACCACAGACCUUUAAUUUCUUGUCAUUACACUCACUCUGAAGAUGAUUCCAUCAAACCCCUCCUUCAAACACACAAUGUUGUUGACCUCCAAUUUCUUGUUCAAUUACUGCGAAAUGGGUCUCCCCCAACUCCUCCCAUUCUCACUAAAACCAUAUCCAUCUGCACAAAAUCCACCCUUCUGGACUUUGGAAUUCAAGUCCAUUCAGCCAUUAUCAAGCUGGGUUUCUCUCUCAAUCCUUAUAUUUUUACUGCUCUUGUUGAUAUGUAUGGUAAAUGUUGGUCUAUCUCGGAUGCCCACAAGGUGUUUGAAGAAAUGAGUCGUCCAAGUGUGGUCUCUUGGAAUUCUUUGGUUACUGGUUAUUUGCAAGCUGGCUACCCUUUGAUGGCAGUUUCUUUGUUUUUAGAGAUGCUAAAGAAAGGGAUUGAACCCACCCCCUUCAGUUUAUCUGGUGUUCUUGUGGCCUGUUCUCAGUUACAAAAGGGAGAACUUGGAAGUCAACUCCAUGCUAUGAGUUUGAAACUAAGGUUUUCGUCUAAUGUUGUUGUUGGUACAGGAUUAAUUGAUGUGUACUCUAAGUGUUGCAACCUUGAUGAUUCGAGGAGAGUGUUUGAUAUAAUGCAGAACAAGAAUGUGUUUACUUGGACUUCCAUGAUCUCUGGUUAUGCUCGGAAUCAGUUGCCUCAUGAGGCAAUGAUUUUGAUGAGAGAAAUGCUGCAUUUGGAUCUUAAACCAAAUGGUAUGACUUAUAAUAGCUUGCUAAAUUCAUUUUCAUGUCCUCGUCAUUUUGAUCAAUGUAAGCAAAUCCAUUGUCGGAUAAUAGCGGAAGGGUUCGAGAGUAAUAACUAUAUAGCUGCUACCCUUGUUACUGCAUAUUCAGAAUGUAGUAGUAGCUUGGAAGACUAUAGGAAGCUUUGCUCAAACAUUAGAAUGUCAGACCAGAUUUCAUGGAAUGCAGUCAUAGCUGGUUUUACUAACUUGGGAAUUGGUGAGGAAGCUUUGGAAUGUUUCAUUCAAAUGAGGAGGGAAAAAUUUGAUGUGGACUUUUUCACAUUUACAAGCAUUUUUAAGGCUAUAGGGAUCACUUCAGCUCUAGAAGAAGGAAAGCAAAUCCAUGGUCUAGUUUAUAAAACUGGAUAUGCUCUAAAUUUAUCUGUCCAAAAUGGUCUUGUGUCUAUGUAUGCUAGAUGUGGUGCCAUCAGGGAUUCAAAAAAAGUCUUCUCGAUGAUGAAUGAACACGACUUAAUAUCCUGGAAUUCAUUGCUUUCAGGAUGUGCUUACCAUGGAUGUGGUGAAGAGGCUAUAGACUUAUUUGAGAAAAUGAGAAGAACAUGUAUCAAACCAGAUAAUACCUCAUUCCUUGCUGUGCUCACUGCUUGUAGUCAUGUUGGUUUGCUAGACAAGGGACUUGAAUAUUUUAAGUUGAUGAGAAAUAGUGAAUUGAUCGAACCUCCAAAGCUGGAGCAUUAUGCUACCAUGGUUGACCUUUUCGGUCGAGCAGGAAAGCUUCGUGAAGCUGAAGCUUUCAUUGAAAGCAUCCCGAUAGAACCAGGAAUUUCAAUUUACAAAGCUUUGUUGAGUGCUUGCCUAAUCCACGGGAAUAAAGAUAUUGCCAUUCGUACUGCGAAAAAGCUUCUGGAACUAUAUCCAUAUGAUCCUGCAACUUACAUCAUGUUGUCGAAUGCGUUGGGGAGAGAUGGUUAUUGGGAUGAUGCUGCUAGGAUAAGGAGGCUAAUGUCCAAUAGAGGAGUCAAGAAAGAACCUGGUUUCAGCUGGAUGUGACUUCAUUAAAGGGGAAUUUUCAGUAUAAAUCAUGAUCCUACAAGGCAAAUGGUUGACCAGAUAAACACUUUUAAUGGGGUUCAUAGCUAACUUCCUGAAAGAUCGUUUUAUAAUUGUCUUUUGGGUUUAUUCUCUGGGACCAGGUUCAUUCGAUACCUGUGAUUGUUACUUACUGUGUGAUCCUUGGGUUUGCCCCUUUCUGGUGAAGAAUUCGACAAAUACAUGAUUCCUAGCUCUGUAUUUAUUCAAAACUAACGUAUUUGUGGUAGAUCAACUGCAUAUCUGGGUCUCUUUACCACAAAUUUGAUUUUCUAUGUACAUCAUUUGGAUUGAGUAAAUUAGGCUAUGCUAUUGCAGGAGAAAGCUCUGAAGUUAUGGUGAGUGAGAAGGCGGAUUUGAAAUUGGGUAAGACCAAACAAAUCAGUACGAGAAGACAAAUAAUUGAACCAAAAUUUCAAAAUUUCCUCUCCAAGGAUACAGAUAGAUAAAUUAUUGAUUAGGAGAUAUGCAUCAAUAACAGAGGUGUCACACCAAUCAAUAUACGUUGUUGCUUCAUUGCUUGUAAUAGAGAGGGAGAACCAACGGCGUAUUAAUGUCUGUCAUGACUGAAAAGAGCAUAGCCCUCAAAGAGCACCCUUCGAAUUUCUUCAAACUGAGAAAGGAACAUUUGAAGCUGAAGCUUAUUGAAAAUUCCCUGAGAAAAUUGUUCCUUCCUCCUGAUUAAUAUUGCUGGAAAAAGAAUAUUCAAGUUUCAAACAAGAAAUGCAGGAAGUUACACAGCUGAAAUUGCCUGCAUUGGAAGAUUAAGUUAGGUCCUGUUUCGUUCAGUUUAGAUGUAAAUGCUAGAAAUCUGUUUGUAAAAGUUACUUAUUGGAAGUACGUUGGGGUAUUGUUAAUGACUAGCAAUUUUGUAUUAUCGUUUAAUGAUACUAAGCUUUUAAUGAAGUUUUAUUACAGUGACAA
Messenger RNA from Cucumis melo (muskmelon), 2953 nucleotides. Its product is annotated as pentatricopeptide repeat-containing protein At1g11290, chloroplastic. Gene Ontology annotation, molecular function: protein binding; RNA binding. Gene Ontology annotation, biological process: RNA modification. NCBI's taxonomy places the organism in Eukaryota, Viridiplantae, Streptophyta, Magnoliopsida, Cucurbitales, Cucurbitaceae. Bases 140 to 1990 code for a protein of 616 amino acids. The record is from RefSeq and is a predicted model, not a curated record. The transcript has a single exon.